AUUGAUAUCUAUAGCACUGUAUAUAGAGGAGGCGUUGUGUUCUAGACAGCCUUCACGUAACUCGCCGUUAUAUGAAUCGAUGAUAUCUGACCACUAUGUUCGCAGGUUAAGUUGAAAUUAUAUAGUUGAGAACCAAUUGAAGGAGCAAUAAUUAGAAAUCAUAAAACCAUUAGAGAUCAGGGCAUAGGCUAUGCUAAAGAUGAAGGUGAUACUUGAUGUUGAUCCUGGCGAUGAUGAUGCCCAGGCUUUGAUGUUCAUCCUCAACAACCCAGCCAUAGAGAUCAUUGGUAUAACUUGUGUUCGUGGUAAUGUUGAGCUGGACAAAGUCUGUGUUAACAUUCUGAGAAUACUGAAAGUAUGUGGUAGACUUGAUAUUCCUGUAUAUAGAGGAGCAGACCAAUUCCUGAUGGGUGGUACUACCGAUGCUGCGGGUUUUCAUGGUAAUGACGGUCUAGGAGAUGUAGAUUGGUCUGAUGAAGUUGACAUGGAGCUUAUCCAGCCUGAACAUGCUGUGAACGCACUAACCAGAAUGGCGAGAAAGCAUUCGGGCGACGUUUCGCUGAUUACAUUGGGUCCCUUGACAAACAUAGCUUUGGCAAUUCGGAUGGAUUCAUCAUUUGGUGAACAAUUUAAAGCAGUCUAUAUGAUGGGUGGAAAUUUCGAAGGAAAGGGCAAUACGAUCCAAGCAGCAGAAUUCAACUUUUAUGUUGAUCCUGAAGCAGCAGACAUAGUUUUAUUAAAUAUGUCGUGCAAAAUAUAUAUUGUUCCUUUAGAAACGUGCGUUAGAUCCAUUUUACCAUGGGAUUUUUAUGAAAAAUGGACGAAUAUUGCUACACCUAAAGGAACAUUUAACAAGAAGAUCAGUCGCAACUCCGCCAAUCGGAUGUUAGCUGAAGUUACAUUACGAACACCGGGGUACAGAUCAUGUGAUCUAUUCGCCAUGAUAGCUUUUAUCCAUAGCGAUGUGGUUUUGGAAUCUGCGGAAGCUUCUGCCUCCAUUGAAUUAAAAGGAGAACUGACCCGGGGUCAGAUGGUGGUUGACUGGGACAACCGUUGGAGCAGCAGAUUAAAUGUCGUUAUAUAUCAAACAUUAGACGUAGAAAAAAUAAAACACCACAUGAUGAAUAUGUUUAAUUAAACAUACAUUAUGCAAGAGCCAAUUCUGCCUAUUGCAGGUCUUUCUUUAGGCCUGAAAUGUUAUCUAAAUUAUUAAUUAGACAUUAAUUAACUUAUCCAGACCAUAAUCAACUCUCGAUGUCAUCGCUAGCCUGCGAUGUUUAUUAGAUUAGGUUCCGAUUUGCUGUUCGACUUCUAUUCAUUAUUUAAUCAUGAAAUGGAUAAUCGAGACUAUGUUUUAAUCGUACCGACUUUAGUAAUGAUAAUCGAGGUUAGGCCGAAAAUUCAUCGCUAAAUUCAAAGCAAAUUCCCUUUACAUCAUUUAGUUUUCAACUAUUAUAGUGGGAACUGCCAGCUCUUUAUCUUAUCUCCCAUAAUGUAUCUUUAAGUCAUUUGUAUGAAUAUUUUCUCCCCAUGGACAGUGGCGUGCAGAAUUUUGGUGAUGCAUGGGGCCAACUCCCUGAUUGUAUGCACCAAGAUUCAAGUAUAGGGCCUAGUAAUCAGAAAUGUGAGACAGGGGGCAUUUUAAAUUCCUAUCGUUUUUUAUAGUUCAAAAUUUCGAUUUACUUGUCUUUACUACACUAGGAUCUGGAAGCGUGUUAUAUACUCUUCAAAAUAAGUAGGGGAUAUUGAAAUGCAAAUACCUAUGCAGGUUGUAAUAUGAUAAAUAGUCAUGGACACUUGACAUGCUUUGAGAGUAUGUUCACAGAUGAAGAACUUAUCGCCCCAACAGAACCACUGAGCUGCAUGUGCGACACGCAAUAGUGCCAUACACGUGGGAGGGGUUCAUUGUCAAAUUUGACACUUCAAGGAAGGGUUGAUGAAAACUGCCGCUUGCUGGUUUGUCCUAUCCAUGUUUGCUUUCCUAUCGGUUCUUGCAUAAGAUUUACUGUUUAGCGUAUCUUUGUUUUAGUGUAUUACGUUUAAUUUGAUCCGGAGACCUGUUCGUCGACGUCAAUGUCAACCGACAACACUGCAAGAACUGGCCGUGGCACCGCAAGAGGAGUGGGUCAGAUUGUCCCAAAUCGUGAUUGGACGGUUGAUUAGGAGCAUGCCAUGACGAAUUGCUGAAUGUCUGAGGAUUGGUGGAGCAAUUACUCAUUAUUAAGACAAAAAUCAAAAACGUCCAUGUUCACUUUUGACAGUGUAUAUCUUUGCGAGUGAAAUGGGGCUGUCAGAUAAGCCGCCCAUAUGAACUGUUUAUGUUCAUGUGUAGGCAAUUGACCUGUUAUUAACAUACACUGGUUACCUUUAAUAAAAACAGCAGUGCAUUUCCGCAGUUUUGUAUUGUUUCUGAAUAUCCACCUACUUUUUUUUGAAGAGUAUAUAAUCCGCCUUCUGGUUGAUGGGUGGAGUUAGCAAAUGAAACGGUCUGUUACGGUGAGUUCUUGGCGAGUGGUGCACGGAACUGUGGGUAUCCCACUAGAAACAUCAACGCUGAUUGGUUAAUCAAAUGUCUGACGUCAUAGGAUCAAAAGUCAGUCGUUUGACCCCUGACGCGACCUUCCACUACAACCUGUCAGAUCUUCAUGUAGUGGAGGCCAUCGAAGGUAUAAAAAAACCGAAACGAAAUAUAGAAUGCUCUACAGGUCACAAUUUUAUCCGAUUUUGGGGAAACUUUAAAUGUAUCUUUAUAACCAAAGGAUCUCAGCUUAUUUUCCAAAGAUCGCGGUUGUUUUCGAUAUUCGAGCAUAUCGGACCGCAAUUUCUUGGAUUGUGAUUCCUGAUUGUAGGAAAAAUCGCGAUUUUAGCUAGCGGACCCUCUAGAGGUUACAAUUUUUAUCCGAUUUUAAAAACCGUUCAAAUAUAUCACCGCUACACCAUAAUGACGUAUAAGUUUCGUGAAAAUCGGACCGAAACUGCCCGACAAAAUGACGUUCCGUGUACGCAAGUAGUAUAAAAGUAUGUAAUACCAAGUUUUUGGACCUUCUAGAGGUCACAAUUUUAUCCGAUUUUGAUGAAACUUAAAAUAUAUGUUUAUAUCCCAAAGAUCUCGGUUCCUUUUGAUAAUGACGCAUGUCGGACUGUAACAUCUUGGAUUAUGGCCCCUUAUACGAAAAUCGCUUUUUCAGCUUGUUCUCUGCCCAUCUCUUGCAACAUGUGGGCGUAUCUUGCAUGGCAACUGCUUGUCAAAUUAUCUAACGUAUCUUGUACAAAGUUAACAACGAUAAUUUCAAUUUUCAAAAAACUUAAUGUUACUCUUUGAUUGGAUGCUCACCAGAAAUGGAUGACCGAGGUCGUCGCCCCCUCACCCGUUGCACUCUACUACCCAUGGAGACACAUCCAGAUGACGACGCGACUGCCAUGUUGAUAUUUUGGCGCGCAAGGACAUGAAGUUAUCAUCUUCAAGGUUGUUUAGCUUUAACCAUUACAUAUUAUUCUGUAAGUAGCCUAAGUAUUUUAGAUUGGGACCAUGUGCAGUAGUAAAACUACAUUAUCGAGUUGUUAAUACGGUCCCCGUGCAGGCAAUAUAUUACUUUCAAUAUUGAACGAACUAUAAGGUUAAUCAAGAACAAACUGAGA
Molecule: messenger RNA, 3639 nt
Organism: Patella vulgata (common limpet)
Lineage: Eukaryota; Metazoa; Mollusca; Gastropoda; Patellidae
Product: nucleoside hydrolase
Exons: 7
Coding region: 191-1138 (315 amino acids)
Molecular function (GO): hydrolase activity, hydrolyzing N-glycosyl compounds
Source: RefSeq, a predicted model, not a curated record